AGCAUAGGCAAACUCACAAAUAGCAAGACCUUUGAUCCCUUGCUGGAGUUGCUAACUUUUCAGUGAAUUCUGAUUUCAGUCAUCAGAUUUUUGUCUGCAUACUGUAAUUUUGGCUGUGUAGCUCGUUUGGGGAGGGUUUUUUAAUUUUAUUUCGUUAUUUAAACAAAACAAGCCCAUAUACCAGUACUGUCAGACUGGCGAAACGCUUCACUCCCAUCAUUCACCAUCCUACAACAUGUUUACAGAUGAGCCCUGAGCGUUUUGGAGUUUAUCUUCCUUGGCUCUGCUUCCUGUACGAAAGUGCAGCCUGAAUGGAGUGUAAGGGGUUGAUAACUUUGGGGCUUUCUUUGAAGAUUUUGGGACAAAGGCUCGCUAAGACAGCAAAAGAACAGCUGGAAGAGAAGCUUUAGUUUUGAAGCUAAACUUGUAGCCAAAAUACGUACCUAGAGUAUGGUGUGGGGUUGUAAACACAAGAUUUCUUGACAAGAUAAAAUCCAGAAACUUUUAUGGCACUAUUGGCACGGGAAUGAAGGAAUGUGAUCUAAUUGUGAAUACACUUAGGCUGGAAAUUGGGCGCCUUUGGAUGGACUGGAGGAACAAGUCUGGAAUAACUCACCUGCACGAGUGAAAAAGGGUAGGUGGCAUGAAAAACAAAGCUUGACCAAACGGUAGAAGCAGCUGCACUGUUGACCAGGAAGCCAAUGCCAACCUGGUUUGUUCCUCAGACCGAUUCACUGCUUUAAAUUCUUGCUUGUUGUUAACCUUGGCAGUAAAGGUAACGGCCCGUGGCAAGGUCUGGCAGGAGUGCAUGCGGUGCAAGGAUUUUCAUUUCAGUUACCUCUGUGCCUGCCAUUGCCUGGAGGAGCAAUGGAGCCGAAAACGCUACCUUCUGCCCGCGCUUUCCCCUGAAGCUAUCUGAACAAAACCACUGGCUCUGUCAUUCUGUCCACCGUUAAGUAAAUCCAUCAAACUGUAAGCUCCCCUUGGGAGAGGCAAUGAGAAACACCUAAAAAUGCCCCUUCUGGCAUGUUCUAAAAAAUGGGUUUUUUUCUGGUAUACUGUGCAUACUCCUUGCAUUCUUUUUUUCUUUCUGGUUGACCCUCUUGGAUUAGAUGUUGCCGCCUGUUUAAGGGAAGAAAUCUUUCUUACUCAGUUUGGGAGUAGCAUAACCUCUUAUUAGUGUCCUUUCUCUCCUCUGCAACAGUGGUGACACCAAAAGCUCCUUUGGCAAAGGCAGGGACGCUGCCAUAAGAAGUUGACUCAGGAGCUAUUCUGCCACCAUCUUUGUCUCCUAGGUGACUCCAGAGCUGCUUUCUGGACAUACCCGUGGCCCUGGUAUCUGACAGGAGGUGCUUGGGUUUGUUGGGAGCUGCUCUGAGGAUGGAUGGAGGAAGAGAGGGUGGGGCUCCUGGGCAGAGCUUGGGGAGGCGGGGAGCAAAACAAGAGGAGGAAAUAUAAGGGCGAGGCCGAGCGACCGGGAGGAUCUAGCGGGUGCCACGCUGCAGGGCCAUGACCCAGCCCAGAGCCUGUCAGGAGCAGGAGGACAGUUGGCGUGAAGUGACUCUCUCUACCCAGAGGCUGCGCGUGCUGCCUCCAGCGGUCCUGAGCAACCCCGUGCUGGAGAGCCUUGACCUCGACAGGAACAAGCUCAGGAGCAUCACCGGCAUUUCUAAGCUUUGCAACCUGAAGAAGCUGAUACUGUCCAAGAAUGAGAUUGUGGACUUUCCCAAUGAAAUCCAGAGCCUGGUCUGUUUAGAGAAGCUUGAGCUAAAUCAGAACCAAAUCCGGGUGAUCCCAGAGGGGGUUUUCUCUCAUCUCCCCAGGCUUAAACACUUGCGGCUGAACAACAACCGUCUCAGUGCCCUUCCCAUGGACCUGGCAGCUUGUCGAGGCAGCCUCCAGUACCUCAACAUCUCCAACAACCUAUUCCGGACCUUCCCCCAGCCUGUCCUGCAGCUGGCAUACUUACAGGAGCUCCACGUGCAGAAUAAUGCCCUUCGCCAGCUCCCCAAGGAGCUCUUCCAGGGGCAAUCCCUGAAAAUGUUCAAGGCCAAUGGAAAUCCCCUCCGGGAGCCACCCAGUGAAGUGUGUGCUGGUGGUAUCCAGCAGAUCCGGAAUUACUUCAACCAGCUUCAGUGUGGUUCAGGGCAGGAGGACAAGAGGGUCAAGACCAUGUUCCUGGGGGCCUCACUGGCAGGGAAGUCCACCAUCUGCAAAAGCUUGAAGCAAGGGAAAAGCAAACCGGUGCCCAAGGAAGAGCGAACGGUUGGGAUAGAGAUUAGUGAGUUCCAGAUCAAGGACUUCACAUUUCUCUUCUGGGACUUUGCCGGCCAGCUGGAGUACUACAUGACUCACCAUGUGUUCAUCACCCCACAGGCACUUGUCAUCCUUGUCAUCAAUCUCCACAUGUACCAAACUAAUGACAAGACUUUCAAGGAGCUCGUUGGUUUCUGGAUCAACAACCUGUCCAUGCGAGUCCCAAACUCGGUGGUGCUUCCCGUGGGAACCCAUGUGGACUGCUGCCAGGAAGAGGAGGUAGAGAAGAAGAGGCACGACAUCAUGGCCAAGAUUGCAGCCAUGCUGGCAGAGAGAAAAAGCAACCUCGCUCACUUCAUUGACAACCUGGAGGGCAGCGAGGAGCCCGAGUUUUACGCGGACCAGUGGGAGAGGCUGAAGGAGAUGGAGAGCUGCACGUUAACCAUUUUAAACUUGGUUGCUGUCAACUGCAUGGAUCACCAUGAUAUCAAAAAGCUUGAGGCCACUAUUCUGGAGCACGUGAAGAAUGAAGAGCUCUUCCCCGAGGUUGUCCGAGUGCUGCCACCUGUCUACAGGCAGGUAGAAGCUGCCAUUGUAGAUAUUGCACAAAGUGAGGAGAUGGCAGACCAUGGCAUGAUGGACCUCCAGUACCUCCUAAGCAAACUCUCCCAGUGCGAGCACCUGGCCAACCUGGGCAGAGAGCUUCUCCAGGAUAUCUUGCGGUACCUCCACCGCAUUGGGCUUGUUGUGUGGUACGAGGAAAUCAAGCACCUGGAAAGCACUGUUUUUCUCCAGCCUGCCUUCCUAAUAACUAUGUUCAAGGUGAGUGUGGGGAUCAGGACUGUCUUCUCUGCAGCUUUGCUGGGCUCCUCGCAUUGCUGCCUCUUUUCUCCUUCUCUUCCCACCCAGCUGCUUGUGAGGUACCGCCUAGUCCAGCAGCUUGAGAGCAUCUCUGUGGACACGCUGAUCGGGGAACACGCCACCAUCAGAGACCAGUCCAACUGGGUGUGGACCUUCAAGUCAAAGGCAAUGCUGUGUCACCGGGCCGUGCGUGCCUUGGUGAAGCACCAGCUCUGUUCAGAAGGGAUGCAGGACGUCUUUGAGGAAAUCAUGGGACCCAGGCCCCACAGCGGGAGAGGGAAGCUCUUCAGCCUCCUGGAGCACUUUGAGCUCUGCCUGGAGGUGAGGCAUGCCAAAGCACUCAACCCACAGGCCAGUGAGUUUGUGCCUGGGAAGCCAUGGGAGACAACGCGGGCCCAAGGCGAGUCCUGGUACUUGUUCCCCACCUAUCUGAAUCAGACCGAAGAGGUCUCUGAGGUGUGGGGAGGAGACCACCCCGAGGAUCUCCACAUCCGUGUCUACUUCUCACCUGAAAUACCUGAGGGUUUCUUCCAGAGGUUCCUGGUGAGAGCUUGCUCCUUGUACUCCACGCACUGGGUGGCCAAGGCAACCUGCCUGCUCAUAUGCAAUGGCAAACCUCUGCUGAUCAAAGAGAAUAACCAGAGAGCCUACAGCUACCUGGAGCUCCGGUGCAGAAAGCCAGCAGGAAGGACAGGUUUCCAGUUUGCCUGGGACUUCUUCAUGGCAGUUGUGUUCAUCGUCCAGAAGCUUGCUGAGGAGUGGCCAGGGCUGCAUGUGUGCGUGAAGACUCCUUGCCGAACAGCCGGCUGUCCCGCGGAGCUCAUCUGGCCAGACAUGGAUGGCACAAAUGCCAUGAUGAAGGAAGACAUUAAAACCUGUGGGACGUGCGGGCACCGCUUUGGCACAGAGCUGCUCCUGCCCAAAGUGCCCAAGCAGCCGGAGGAGCCCCCGGCACAGCCCUCUGCUUACUAUUACGUGACCAGCUAUGGGACCACCACCUUCGGGCAGAGCAGCAUCCAGGUCAAUCGGCAGGUAAGGAGGCUGCCACCUCCCCUUGCCCAGGGUCCAACAGGAAUGGCCAGGCUCGUCCUCUCCCCUUGCUCCUGAAAUGAGGGGGGUGCAGCUGCUUCCAGCCCAGGGUGGGAACACCCCCAUCUUCAGGCAGCACUCUGGUUACCAUGUUCCUCCCUGAGAUACCACCACCUCUGUGCCUCAGAGCUGAGCCCUGGGUGCUUCAGGGUGUAGUUACUGCCUUAUUUUUCCAGAACAUCUCACACGAGUAACCCUGGGCCAGCGGGGAGGCGCUUGCCGAAGAAAGAAGAAGUAUUUUUUGUUUCGCCAAAGCCAAGCUGUCCUCAACACACUUUGUUUGCAAGUCAUGUUCGCAGCCUUAAUGCAUGGAAAUAAAAGCAUCAGUGAAUGCAUCCCUUCAUGCCUGGGCCGUCACCUCAUUUAGAGUCAUAGAAUCAUAGACUUGUUCAGGUUGGAAAAGACCUUUAAGAUC
Messenger RNA from Egretta garzetta (little egret), 4621 nucleotides. Its product is annotated as malignant fibrous histiocytoma-amplified sequence 1. The transcript has 9 exons. The record is from RefSeq and is a predicted model, not a curated record. The coding region runs from base 1510 to 4224 and encodes 904 amino acids. NCBI's taxonomy places the organism in Eukaryota, Metazoa, Chordata, Aves, Pelecaniformes, Ardeidae. Gene Ontology annotation, molecular function: protein binding.